AGAAACUGCAAAUUGGUCCCCAGCCAUUUCUUUGUCUUCUACAGACAGUGGCGGUUUAUUCAAUGUCUUGCAUCGUAGUCAUAUAAAAUACAAUAUGCUGGCGUAUUUAUGUGUUAUAUCAGGAAGUAACAGGGAUUUCUUGUCGACAAGUAGCUGUCAAAUCUCCCGGUGAUGUAACCAGUUUCGGAGCAUAAUUGCUGAGCGCGCGUGUAAUAAUACAUACGCGCACCGUCAAUAUUUUUGAUAAAGAGAAAACUGCCGUCAAUAUUUAUCUGAAUAAUUAGAUUUAACACUCGAGAUGAUGAAUUUGAUAUGUGUAGGAGUGUUUAUUGCUUUAUUAUCACAUUUGUACUGGCGUCUCGUUUUUAAAGAAUUCUCCCCUCCUGCUAACACAAUAAAAUGGCGAAUUAGAAACGUUUAUUAAGGAAAAAUACAGCAGAUGGUAAGGAUAAUGAAAAGUAGCCACGUUUGUUAAUCGAGUGGUCAAAUUUGGAAGUACAUUUUAUAAACAUUCUUUUAGAAUGCACCUUUAAAAAAUCCGGAUACAAUUUGGAUAUUAUCUGAUAUUUGACGUCAUUCUCGGUCACGUGAUUUUGACAGGCUUGUUGUCCCCGAGACACCGGGCCGACGGGUUCUUAUCAUGGUGCGCUGCUUUGCCGUUAUGGCUCACGCAGAGUGUCGGCGACAGCCGCGGGAACUGCACCCAUCAACGUCGGGUGCCUCUGACUAUUUCAUAUUUUCCAUUGAAAGUGCUCGAUGCUCCUGCCAUUUUUCGAUUUGUACCUGGCAGCGGAGCUGGGGAAGACAUUGCUGGAGAGGAACAGGGAGAUGGAGGACUCUCUGCAAGAGAUGUACCUCACAAAUGAAGAGCAGGUGCGGGAGAUUGAGUACCUUUCCAAGCAGGUGGAGAUCCUGCGGGAAACGAACGAACAGCAUGCCAAGGUGUAUGAGCAGCUGGAUGCCAGUGCACACAAGCUGGAGCUGAUGAAUCAGACGCUGGUCCUGGAGGGUAAGACCUCGCAGCAGAAGAUUGACAGAUUGACAGGCACCAUGGAGACACUGCAAGCACAGGUGGACUCGAUGACCGCCCGGGUGGAGGAGCUACGCUCCAUGGAGCAGCUGAGAGCUCGAGGAGAGUGGAAUGAGAAGGAGAGGAGCAGACGCUCCUUCCCCUGCCUGCAGGAGCUUUGUUCUCCCAGGCAUAAAGGUGGCGCUGUGGGGACCCCUGAGGCUGAAUGGCACUCGCUGGAGGAGGAAAAUGCAGGCUUGCGUGAGGUGGCGGCUGCCCUGCAGGCAGCCAUAUGCGCGGAGCGUGCGAGGCGUGAGGGUGCACAGAAAGAGUUUGCUCGCGUGCUGCAGGAGUCCGCACACCUGGAAGAGCGCCUCCUGGUGGCCGAGGGCUGCAUGCGACACGUGCAGGAGCUGGAGGUGGAGCUCCGGGAGUUGCGGGAGCUGGGUGGCGCUGACGGGCUGGACAGCAGCGGUGUCAUCAGCACGGCCACUGGGCUGGGAGAGGAGCGAGCCCAGGCAGAGGGCGCUGAAGUUACUGCCAAGGGGAGUGUAGCUGAAUCGGUGCAUAAGAGCUGCAGCGACACAGCGCUGAACUCCAUGGGGGGUCGAUACUCACCAGGACGCAAGCCGGGUGGAUAUGGGCCACGAGCCAAUGGCUUGCCAGGACAGGGCGUGUCUAUUCUGCGCGAGGUGGAUGAGCAGUACCACGCUCUCCUGGAGCGCUAUGAGGACCUGCUCGGAAAGUGCCGACGCGGCCACGGUGGUAUCCAUCACGCCGGGGUGCAGACCUCCCGGCCCAUCUCCCGAGACCCUUCCGCCCGAGACUGUGCCUCCCUCGCACCCCCCGCCUCCCCUGAGCCCCCGGAGACUGCAUGCGAGCGUCUAGGUGCUGGACACAGCCAGGCGGCCCAGAAUCCCCCUGAGUAUAAGGCACUUUUCAAAGAAAUCUUCUCCCACAUCCAAAAGACAAAGUCGGAGGCAAAGUCCCCAAAAAAGACCAAGAGCAGCAAAUGACAUCACUCUUCCUGUUCCUGUUCAUUCACAACUGGGCGCCCAGUAAAGCACUAUUGUUCUCUAUGUUUUCCUUUGUUCACUAAAGAUAGUCUUGUUGGCUCUGUAAUAAGAGUUGAUGGUAGAAAACACUGCAUUUUCUUCUCUAGUCUAUUUUUGUCUUCCAUACUUCCAAACUGAAUUUAGGCUCUGACAUAAUGGAAAGCUACAAAGAAAAUUAGAUAAGCAUGGCUAAAUUUCCAGUAUGCAAAUCAUAGUUACUGAUAUCCUGCUGAAGCACUGCAAUGGCACUAGGUCCAAUGGUUUUGCCUAAUGGAGCUAAUCAGUCAGGCUGUAUUUUACCAUAUUUGGACAUGAUAGGAGUUUGCGCUGUUGUUUUAUGUGUAACAUUGACUUUGUGAGGUUAUUCUGAAGAAUUCUGAUUUACUUACAAUGUCCUAGUUUGGCUUAAAAAGUAAGAAGGAUCAUACUUCUCUUUCUGUGGAGAGGGUCUGUCUAAAAUUAUUUCGACUUAAAAUAAAGAAUCUAAUGAUGAAAAUGUAA
Molecule: messenger RNA, 2565 nt
Organism: Paramormyrops kingsleyae
Lineage: Eukaryota; Metazoa; Chordata; Actinopteri; Osteoglossiformes; Mormyridae
Source: RefSeq, a predicted model, not a curated record